CCUGCGGUUCAUACUGUGACACGCAUCUAGGCAGUAAUUAGAAGUGAGAUCCCCGAAGGCCAAGCAACCAAAUAUACAUCGACGGGGAGCACCAGCGUUGGAAGAGUGCGUAUCCUUCUCCGCUCGCCAUGGCUAUGAUCUCUAGGAACACCGCCUCACGCCUUCCUAUCAUCCUCUCCCAGCACCGUGGAGCUGCCCUCUCUCUCCACACCACCGUCCCCUCCCUCUCCCCGGAGGCAGCGCCACCCACUCCUUAUGCCAGCCCACCGCCCCCUUCCACCACUUCCCCUGCCGGCAUUUCCAAGGCAGCGGAGUUCGUGAUUUCCAAGGUCGAUGAUCUUAUGAACUGGGCUCGCCGCGGCUCCAUCUGGCCCAUGACUUUCGGCCUAGCUUGCUGUGCCGUUGAAAUGAUGCAUACCGGUGCUGCUCGCUACGAUCUGGACCGCUUUGGUAUCAUUUUCAGGCCCAGUCCUCGCCAAUCUGAUUGUAUGAUUGUCGCUGGUACCCUCACCAACAAGAUGGCCCCUGCUCUUCGCAAGGUUUAUGAUCAAAUGCCUGAGCCAAGGUGGGUCAUCUCCAUGGGCAGUUGUGCAAAUGGUGGGGGAUAUUAUCACUACUCAUACUCUGUUGUCCGAGGCUGUGACAGGAUUGUCCCUGUAGACAUUUAUGUUCCAGGAUGCCCUCCCACUGCGGAGGCCUUGCUGUAUGGGCUACUCCAGCUGCAGAAAAAGAUCAACAGACGCAAGGAUUUACUCCAUUGGUGGACCAAAUGAGUGCUUUUUAAUUUGUUACUUGCAGAGUUCGCAACAUCUUUAUGAUCUAAAUAAAUACAAUUAUGUAUCUGUCUGCUGCUUAAGUGCUGUGUGGAUAGAGACUCUUUCUGUUUUUCAUUUCUAAAUCCGAAUCCUUUUUGGUAUUUACUAAAGCCUUUUGCCUUUUGCCUUUUGGUGGCUGCAAAUCCUGAAAAACUUAUUAUAACUUGGACGUGUAUGAACUGCCUUCAUUA
Hevea brasiliensis (rubber tree) is the source of this 1006-nucleotide messenger RNA. Its product is annotated as NADH dehydrogenase [ubiquinone] iron-sulfur protein 7, mitochondrial. The record is from RefSeq and is a predicted model, not a curated record. Gene Ontology annotation, biological process: aerobic respiration; mitochondrial respiratory chain complex I assembly; electron transport coupled proton transport. Gene Ontology annotation, molecular function: NADH dehydrogenase (ubiquinone) activity; 4 iron, 4 sulfur cluster binding; quinone binding. Lineage: Eukaryota; Viridiplantae; Streptophyta; Magnoliopsida; Malpighiales; Euphorbiaceae. Bases 129 to 773 code for a protein of 214 amino acids. The transcript has 2 exons.